Molecule: messenger RNA, 786 nt
Organism: Exophiala aquamarina CBS 119918
Lineage: Eukaryota; Fungi; Ascomycota; Eurotiomycetes; Chaetothyriales; Herpotrichiellaceae
Product: ubiquinone biosynthesis protein coq4, mitochondrial
Exons: 2
Coding region: 1-786 (261 amino acids)
Biological process (GO): ubiquinone biosynthetic process
Cellular component (GO): mitochondrial inner membrane; mitochondrion
Source: RefSeq, a predicted model, not a curated record
AUGACCGACCUCAAAGUCCUUCACUCCACCGAUCCUUCUCAAUACUCAAUCGCCCUCCACCCAACUAUCCAGCGCGUCGGAUUGGCUGUUGGCAGUGCACUCACAUCGCUAAUAAAUCCCUAUCGACAUGACAUGGUUGCAGCAUGCGGAGAGGCUACGGCACAACCCUUCUUCAUAUCCCGGUUGAGAAAUCGGAUGCUUUCAGAUCCCACCGGUAGACGAAUCCUACGAGAUCGACCUCGGAUCACAUCUACAACUUUACCUUUGGAGAUGCUACGGCAGUUACCAGAAGACAGUGUAGGCAGUACAUAUGCAGCUUGGUUAGAUCGCGAAGGAGUAACACCAGAUACACGGGAUGCAGUACGGUAUAUUGAUGACGAGGAGGAAGCCUAUGUGAUGCAGAGAUAUCGAGAAUGCCAUGACUUCUAUCACGCCGUGACUGGCCUGCCCGUAUGGGUGGAAGGAGAGAUUGGGCUGAAAGCCUUUGAAUUCGCCAACACGGGGCUUCCCAUGACUGGCCUAAGUUUAGCAGCCAUCAUCCGACUCAAGCCAGCGGAGCGGCGAAGAAUGUUCGAAAUCUUCUUGCCCUGGGCAUUUGCCAAUGGAUGGAAAAGUAAAGACCUGAUCAACGUUUAUUGGGAAGAGGAGCUCAAGACCCCGGUUGUGGAGCUGCGACAACGACUGGGGAUUGAGCAGCCUCCAGACUUGCGAGCCAUGCGGAGGAAGCUGAGAGACGAACGCAGAGCGGCCAAGGCUGCACAGGAAGCCGCAAGCAACCAAGGCUAG